Molecule: messenger RNA, 1717 nt
Organism: Racocetra fulgida
Lineage: Eukaryota; Fungi; Glomeromycota; Glomeromycetes; Diversisporales; Gigasporaceae
Source: the annotation of a GenBank genome assembly
CACGGAGGCGACAAGUAAGCAAAAUGACAUCAGCACUAGCACAACUUCAACUGGGAACGAAAUAAAAGAUAAUCAUGUUGACAAAAAAGAUCAUGGAAAGUCUACUGUAACUACAGAAUAUACUUCUAGCACAAGUUCCAACGCUGUGUCUUCUUUACCUGUGUCUCCAACGCCAAACUUUUAUUAUGCCAAUGGUUACGCUGACCCACAAACUAUCGCUGCCGGUGAAUAUCAAGCUGCCAUGGCUGCAGGAUACGAUCCUAGCGAUCCAAACGUUUUCUCGGCCUAUGGCCAUUAUGGGAUGCAUCCAUCAUAUUCUCAAUAUUAUCCCGCAGACUAUGGGACUGGGUUUCCUGGAACACCGCCUCUUCAAGGGCAGACAUCACCAUCUCUUGCACCACAACCUUUGAGUCCUUACUUUACUGCCACUAGUCCACCGAUUGCUUAUUAUCCCACAUCACCUCAAGUCGGCCCGACUGGGAUUAUCCACUCACCUCCUAUGCAUCCGUAUUUAUAUUCACCACAAUCUCCCUAUGGUGUACUUCAUACGCUCUCGCCUACUCUCUCACAAUCAUCCUCAUCUGCUCCUAAUUCUCCGCCCCCACAAUAUUUACCUGGUCCUGGUGUCCCUUCACCUAAAGCUGGCCCUUUAAAUGGCAAUGGUCGUGGUAGUGUCAACCGCCCCCCUCACUAUAAUUAUGACAGAAGAAAUUCUGGUUCCAAUCAGAUACCUACUCUUCCCAAUUUUAAUAAUCCGACAAAAACUACUAAUAUUUAUAUUCGUGGUUUACCACCUACUACAACUGACGAAUCUUUGCACAAGAUGUGUUCGAUAAAUCUAUGGAUAAUAAUAGUUCUUAAUAUUUUUUUAUUUUUUAAAACUACCAUUAAAAGAUACGGUGCUAUUACUUCAUCGAAGGCUAUUAUAGAUCAAAAACAAGGCGACUGUAAAGGUUACGGUUUUGUUAUGUAUGAAUCUGAAGAUCAAGCCAAACAUGCCAUUGAACAAUUGACGCGAUUGGGAUUGCAAGUUUCCUUCGCCAAGGAUUUAGCUUCUACAAACAUAUAUUUGUCCAAUUUACCAUUGGAUAUGAAUGAACAAGUGAGCAUUGAAACACACCGCGAUUCUGCUUUGGCCAUAAUUCAAAAGUUUAAUGGUUAUCAACUUCCUGGAGCCAAUUUACCUCUGCAAGUUCGAUUUGCCGAUUCUUUGGCACAGAAAAAGUUAAAAGGACAGACUGCUAAGAGGCGCAUGUGGAGAACUAGAGAAUUCCCAUCUUUGGGAGGCUAUUUAUCAAUAAUUUCUUCUUCACAGAGAAUCAUUCCACAAGUUCCUGUUACUCCGGAGCAUAUGUUGGGUAUGGCAACACCUGGCUCUCCACCAGGUCAUGGGGCUUAUCUUCAAUAUUAUUCUGAAGGAGUUCAACCUCCAGGAGCCUAUCCUGCUGGCUCAAUUUCUCCUCCAUUCGGCCCUCAAUAUGUUCCGCGGUAUUAUCAACCGCUUUAUUCGGGACCAAUUUUACACCAUGGAAUGGAAGGUCAAAUAGUGGCUACUGAUACAUCAGCACCGAAUCCGCCUGAGACCUUAACUAAUGACGUUCCUCUGAUAGUCACUAGUGAUCCCACUGAGGAGUUGAGUGAGUUGGUUAAAACGAAGCUGAAUGUUGAUGGCGGUGAGAAUGAUAGUGGAGCUGAAGGAGGAGAUACAAAAUCAUAA